Molecule: messenger RNA, 2852 nt
Organism: Globicephala melas (long-finned pilot whale)
Lineage: Eukaryota; Metazoa; Chordata; Mammalia; Artiodactyla; Delphinidae
Source: RefSeq, a predicted model, not a curated record
UUGAUGUUGAAUAUGCCUUAUUAGCAUAUUAAAAUGGCUGUACCCAAAGACGCCAUCCCUUCCUUGUUGGAAUUCCAGUGCCAGAUCUGUGUGGAAAUCCUAAUUGAGCCUGUGACACUCCCUUGUAACCACACGCUCUGUAAACCAUGCUUCCAAUCGACUGUCGAAAAGGCAAAUUUGUGCUGUCCCUUCUGUCGCCGCCGGGUCUCUUCGUGGACUCGGUACCAUACCCGAACAAAUUCUCUUGUCAAUACGGAACUGUGGGAGAUAAUUCAAAAACACUAUACAGAGGAAUGCAAGCUGAGAGCCUCUGGGCAAGAAUCAGAGGAAAUUGUUGAUGACUAUCAGCCAGUUCGCCUAUUAAGUAAACCUGGGGAAUUAAGAAGAGAAUAUGAAGAGGAGAUAAGCAAGGUGGAGGCAGAGCGACGAGCCAAUGAGGAAGAAGAAAACAAAGCCAGUGAAGAAUACAUACAGAGAUUACUGGCAGAGGAAGAAGAAGAGGAAAAGAGACAGGCAGAAAAAAGGCAAAGAGAGAUGGAAGAACAACUGAAAAGCGAUGAAGAGCUGGCAAGAAAGCUAAGCCUUAAUAUUAACAAUUUCUGUGAGGGAAGUAUCUUGGCUUCGCCCUUGAAUUCUGAAAAAUCUGAUCCAGUCACAACCAAGUCACAGAAGAAAAGUAAGAACAAACAAAUGAACACUGGAGAUAUUCAGAAGUAUUUGUCACCUAAAUCUCAGCCUUGGUCAGCAUCACAGUCUGAAGUUGUACAAGAAGACAGGGAAGACUCCAUGUCUAAGGAAACUGACAGCAGUGAUGUGAAGAGCCCUACAUGGCAAGACACAGAAAUUGAGGAAGAUAUGCCAACACUUUCUCCUCAGAUAUGCCUUGAAGUUCAUGAACAAGGUGCACAAUCUUCAGUGGAGUCACCUAUGCCUCAGUUAUGUGCCAGUGGUAAAGAAUGGUGCCUUGAAGGAAAAGUCAAAACAAGACCAAGCAAUCAUGAAAAAGAGUUGUGUGUCAUAAAUCAUGAGGGACCUGAAGCCAGAGUUCCCUACCCUGGAGAAGCUGCAGUUAAGCCUUGUGGCAAAACAGAGAGUCGGUGCACUGUAUCAGAUAUGACACAGAUAAUUAGAAAUAACACAGUUGAGACAGAAAAUGAAGAGUCUCACCUACUGAUCAGUAAAGAUAUCUCCAAAAGAAAAAAACAGGAAUCUUUGUCUGAAGCAGUCAGGGAUCCAUGCUUUUCUGCAAAAAGAAGAAAAAUGUUCCCCAAAGCUUCCUCAGACCAAGAAGAAACAGAAAUCAACUUUACCCAAAAACUGAUAGAUUUGGAAUGUCUACUUUUUGAGAGACAUAAACAAGAAGAACAGGACAGGUUAUUAGCACUACAGCUUCAGAAAGAGGUGGAUCAAGAACAGAUGAGGCCAAACCGGCAAAAAGGAUCCCCAGAUGAAUAUCAGUUACAUGCUACAUCCUCACCUCCAGACAGAUUACUAAAGGAACAAAGGAAGAAUUCCAAAGAUAGAAACUUCAAAAGACAGACUAAUCUAGAGCAUCCAAAACCUAGGAGAGGCUCAAAAAAUGAAAAUUGGCAACCUUCUUUUGAGAUCCAGUUGAAACAUUCAGUUAAUGGAAGAAAGAUAACAAAUUCUACUAGAGAUAAUUGUAAUGUAUCUAAAACUCCUCAUUCCCUACAGCCUAGUAAGUCACAGAAAAGUAUUUUUCAGAUGUUUCAGAGAUACACAAAGUAGUGCUUGGGUAAGGGGAGUGUUGUAUAAUCUAGUGAAGCUCUCUAUCAUAGAUUCUUUUUAAAUUUUUCAUUAAUUCUGCUCCGUGGGCAUACUCACUGUCCUUAAUUAAAGACGGUGUGAUUACAGGGGAGGAAUAUACAAAUGUGUUUCUGCCAAACUCGGUUGUAAGCAAGAGUCCCACUCCUUUCCUUUUUUAAUCACUGGUGUACUAAAUUUAAGUUGACAGUCCUUAUGGAUAUAAAAAUGCCUUGGCCAACUCCCAAGAAAUCUUCAUUUCCAUGCAUUUCCCCCCAUAUGCAUGUUUUGUGGCCUUCACGCGCCUUUUUGUACUGACUAGUAAUCAAAGCAACAUUAUAAUCUACCAAGUAGCUAAGGAAUCCAGGCAGGGUUUAGAAUCUAAGUUUUCUUGCAACUUUCCCAUAUAUUUGCAGAGCACUUGAAGUCCAUCUUUCAUAACACUAAAGUAAUCUAAUUUCCAUGUCCACUUCAAUUACUUUAAGUAUUACAGCAUUUUUUUUUUUUGACUUAAAAUGGGUUAGGAUCAACGUGAAAGCAGAAAAAUCAGAGUUUUCUGGAAAAUUAGGACUUAGUUGACAGAAAGGAAACUAGACUCUUGAUGCAAAAGUAGCUAAGCUUGGGAUGAGGCUGAGUGGGGUAGAUUGACAAUUUGGAGGCCUUGAAACUGAGUGGAUGAUCAGACAACUGGGUCCAGGCUGGAGUAGCAGGUGUAGUUUGGCAAAGUAUUCUUCCUCGUGCUUUCUUUGCUAGAUGGCACAGAAAACAUUUGGGUUUUAACAGCUUUUCAUACCAUACUAUCUAAUCUGCUAUUCCAAAAAAGUGGAGGGGGGGGGAAUUUACUGUAGGAGAGUUAUGUCGCAGUAUCCUAUGUUGUAGAACCUGACUAAUCAUGUUUUUAUUUCCUUAUGUUAACCUUUGUAUUGAUACUGACUUUUAUUUGUGUUUAUGGACAAAAAUAGAAAGUAUGAUAUUUGGGUUUUGCUCUGUCUUGCCCCUGAAAGUUAAAUCAGAAGGCUGCGAUUUCAUUUUGUGAAAUUUAACUUGGAGACUAUUAAUCUUUUGUUUCAUUAAUAGGAACAACUUUG